Molecule: messenger RNA, 4509 nt
Organism: Sitodiplosis mosellana (orange wheat blossom midge)
Lineage: Eukaryota; Metazoa; Arthropoda; Insecta; Diptera; Cecidomyiidae
Exons: 2
Coding region: 1-4509 (1502 amino acids)
Biological process (GO): DNA integration
Molecular function (GO): nucleic acid binding
Source: RefSeq, a predicted model, not a curated record
AUGAUUGAUUUGGGAGGUGAAGCUAGUGCAAUUUCGGAAUCAGCAAUUCAAACACUGGGUUUGAAUAAAACAAGAUGCCUCAUCAAUGUGGAUCAUCUGGAUCACGUCCAAUCAAAGAGUAAUGGUGUUACCAGCUUCCAGAUUCAUUCCACGAAUUCAUCAUUCACGACUGAAGUUCAUGCUUUAGUUCUCAAAUUGUUGAUUCAUCGACUUCCAUCGAAAGAAAUCUUCUUUUCGAAUUGGUCGCACAUCAAGAAUCUACCACUCGCCGAUCCAAAUUUCAAUCAAACCGGCCCAAUUGACAUCAUUUUGGGAGCGGAGAUUUAUGGCGAAAUUGUUCUCAGCGAAGUCAUGAAAGGUCCCCAGGGAACGCCAACUGCACAAAAAACUGAGUUGGGAUGGAUUCUCUUCGGAAAAGCUUACAACAACAAUUAUCAGUCAAUUUCAAUGAACACAGUCCAAGUUGGUGAACUUCUACAAAAAUUCUUUGAAAUUGAAGAGAUUUCGGAAGAAAGAAUACACAGCCAUGAAGAUCAAUACGUGAUUGAUUUCUUCAAUAAAAACUAUCGGAGAGACGAGGAAGGCCGUUUCAUCGUGAAAUUUCCAUUUCGCACACCACUGCAUCCAGAAGCUGUUUUGGGAAAAUCGAGAGAAAAUGCGCUAAAACAAUUUCUACAAUUGGAAAGAAAAUUUGCGUACAACCCAAAGUUCAAAGAAGAAUACGCAAAAAACAUCAAUGAUUACUUGGUUCAAGGUCACAUGCAUGAACUUUUCGAUACAGAAUCGGACCGUUUAUAUUACACCGAAGACGGUCGUGCUGCUUAUGACUGUUUCUAUCUGCCACAUCAUGCCGUUAUCAAAGAAACCAGCACUUCAACUCGUUUGCGUCCAGUCUACAAUGCCGCAAAAAUAACUUCAAACGGCAAUUCGUUGAACUCAGUGCUUUUCACCGGACCAAUGCUUCUCAACGAUUUAGUAUCGAUUUUACUGAAUUGGCGAUUUCAUCGAGUAGCUUUCAUUGGUGAUAUUCAACAAAUGUAUCGCCAAAUUCGUGUUGCUGAAUGCGAUAUAACUUAUCAACGAAUUCUUUGGAGAGACAAUCCGUCUGAAAAAUUGCGAGAGUAUGGUAUCAGCCGACUGGGAUUUGGCACAAAUUAUGCACCUUGUGGAGCGAAUCAGUGUGUCAAAAAACUUGCUGAACUGAAUAGCAAUGAAUUUCCACAAGUUGCGGAAGUGAUGAAAAGAGAUAUCUACAUGGAUGACACCAUCACCGGUUCCCACAACGUUAGUAGCGGUCUCCAAAUUCAACGAGAUUUGAUACAUAUUUUCGAUUCUGCUGGUUUUUGUAUCAAAAAGUGGGCAAGUAAUUCGGAGGAAAUUUUAGCGGCGGUUCCAGAGUCAGAUCGAGAAAUUAGUAUACCAUUUUUCAUCAAUCCGGAUAAGAAAAUCAAAACGCUUGGUAUCUUUUGGAAUACCUCUUCGGACACUUUGAAUUUCAACAUUAGCUAUGAGGACAAAGAGAUCGUAACGAAACAAUUCGUCUUAUCAACAAUCGCUCGCAUUUACGAUCCUCUCGGCUUGGUAUCACCGAUCACUGUGAAAACCAAGAUCUUCAUGAAAUCAUUGUGGUCAUUAAAUCUUGAUUGGCACGACCCUUUGCCAACAAAAACACUUCGCGAAUGGAAGGAAUUCAUCGGCAAGCUGCCUUUACUUUCUUCAAUCAAAAUACCGCGUUGGAUUGGAGCAUCCCCGAUUUGUUCAUCAUUUCAAUUACAUGGUUUUUCGGAUGCCUCAACUGAAGCGUAUGGUGCUGGUAUUUAUCUACGUUGUAUCGAUGAAAACGGAGAAAUUCACUCAAAAAUCAUUGUCUCGAAAUCAAGGGUUUCUCCGAUCAAAAUUCAAACAAUUCCACGUUUGGAAUUAUCGGCUGCUUUGAUACUGGCGAAACUUGUCGAGUAUACACAAAAAUCUAUUCGUCAUCAAAGUUUUAACGCUUCGAAUGUAUUCCUUUGGUGUGAUUCACAAGUCGUACUUCAUUGGCUGAAAGGUGAUGCGAGAAAAUGGAAAAUCUUUGUCGCAAAUCGUAUCACAAAAAUUCUUCAGACAACCGAAUCACAUCAAUGGAGAUAUGUUACAACUAAGGAAAAUCCAGCUGAUUUGUUAUCAAGGGGAUUGUUUCCAUCAGAGCUUGAAAACAACGAACUUUGGUUCUCGGGACCAGCUUGGUUGAGAUCGCCCGAAAAUACCUGGCCCUCUAAUACAAAAACGGAGAAGGAAGCGGUGAGAGAAAUCGAAUUGGCUGAUGAGUUGAAACCUAUCAAAAUCAAUGUUGUCAACGUAGUUUCAACUCCAACUCAAUAUCUUCUCGAUUAUUGUGCUGAAUUAGUUCAAUUAUUGAGAUAUACUGCUUGGUUCCGUCGAUUUUUUCAAUAUUUGAAAGCCAAACAAGAGGUUAAAAGGGGAUCGCUUAGCGUUACUGAACUGAAUAAUGCUAAUCUUCGUUGGAUUUCCUUUGUGCAAAAGGAAAAUUUUGGAAACAUAGCGCUUCUUGUUCAAAGUCAAAGCAAAGUUAAACAUCCGCUUUCGAAAAUGAAUCCAUUUUUGGAUGAAAAUGAAUUACUGCGUGUUGGUGGACGAUUAAGCUUUUCGGAAGCCAGUUAUGACCAAAAACAUCCGUUCAUUCUGCCGAAAGAAAGCCAUUUCAGCAAAUUGGUUAUCCAACAUCAUCAUCAACUUGCAUUGCAUGCCGGCGUACAACUCACCUUGGCCGAAAUUAGACAGAAAUAUUGGAUACUCGGCGGAAGAAAUCCAGUUCGAUCAGUGAUAACCAACUGUGUCACAUGCUUUCGAAACAAGCCUAAAACAGCGAACCAGUUAAUGUCCAACUUACCGGCUGUCCGUGUUACACCAUGUCAACGGCCUUUUCUACAUAGGGGAGUUGAUUUGUGUGGACCCAUUUUGUUGAGAACUUCAAAGAAGCCAGGUAGCAGAAUUUACAAAGGAUACGUGGUUUUAUUUGUGUGCAUGACCAUCAAAGCUGUUCACUUGGAACCCGUAAUCGAUCUAUCAUCAGAAGCAUUUUUAAUGAGUUUCCAGAGAUUCAUUGCUCGACGAGGUAAAUGCAGUGAUCUCUACUCAGAUCGAGGUACAAAUUUCAUUGGUGCACGCACGAUGCUUCGAAAAGACGAAGAAGAAUAUCUCAAAGCGAUUCAUUCAGCGCUUAAAGAUAAACUUGCCAAUUUGGGAGUCAACUUCCACUUCAAUCCACCCUCAGCUCCAUCCUUUGGUGGAAUUUGGGAGUCAAAUAUUCGCCGAACAAAGGAUCACCUCAAACGAGUCAUUGGCGAGAAAUCUUUGACAUAUGAUGAAUGGGCUACCAUUCUUGCAAGAAUCGAAAGCUGUCUGAAUUCCCGUCCGUUGAUACCAAUGUCCGAUGAUCCAGAAGAUUUGACUUAUCUAACUCCGGGACAUUUUCUGAUUGGAGACGCAAUGACAUCCGUACCUGAGCCAAAUGUUCUGGAAGUUUCAGUUCAACUUACUCAUCGCUAUCGAGCCAUGCUGAAACGAGUACAGUCAUUUUGGGCCCUUUGGAAAAAGAGUUACUUACACUCUCUUCAACAGCGUCAGAAGUGGUUGACAACACAACAAAAUCUACAAAUUGGUGAUGUGGUGUUAAUUAAGGAGGAGAAUUUUCCACCACUCAAAUGGUUGAUGGGGAGGAUAAUUAAAACGCAUCCUGGACCAGAUGGUUUGAUCAGAGUCUGUACAGUUAAGACCAAAGAAGGAACUUAUGUUCGUCCCAUUAUCAAACUGGCCCCGCUUCCGAUUGAUGAACACAAAAACGUAAUCAUGCUGACAUCAUUCCCAUCAGCUGUUGCCAAAAAAUCAUUUACCUUAGUCGUAGAGGGUAACAUCGGUUCCGGAAAAAGCACUUUGCUGAAUUAUUUCAACAAAUUCACCAAUAUUGACAUUCUUCCCGAACCAGUGGAAAAAUGGAGCAAUUUUGAAGGUGUUAAUUUGCUCGAUCUAAUGUUCAAAAACCGAAAAGAAUGGUUCGUUCCAUUCCAAAGCUAUGUAGCUCUCACCAUGCUUCAAAAUCAUUCAAGGACUACCGAUAAAAACUACAAGAUAAUGGAAAGAUCAAUCUAUAGCAUCACAAACUGCUUCAUUGAGGCGAGUAGAAUGAUGAAUUUAAUUCAUCCUGCCCAGAAUCAAAUAUUGAAGGAAAUGCUAGAAUUCAUUAUCGAAACCAGCCCGACCGAAGUUGACUUGUUUAUAUAUCUGCGAACAUCACCGGAGAUUGCCUUAAAUCGAAUGAGGAAGCGUGAUCGAGAAGAAGAAAAUGGCGUGGGUUUGGAAUACCUGAAAAUUCUACAUGAGUUACACGACAAAUGGUUAUUGAAAGAGUCAUCUAUACCCAUCAUCAUUUUAAACGGCGAUUUGAAUGAAACCGAAAUUAUGAACAUAAAUACCAUCCCGGUCCAUCACGAUUAUGGUAACAUCACUUAA